AUGGAGAUGAUCAAUGAGCUCUAUACUAGCAAGACUUUGGACUGUCUUCCAGGAUGUGAGAUUGAGUUGAUCGUUGUCUCCGAUUACAUGUGUUUAUGCACACUCAAGGGCUGCAAGUGUGUGUAUCACCCAGCCACCACCUACAAGUGUGCUUGGUGCACAUGCAACAUGGACAACAUCCACACAUUCGAUCCAYAUUCAUUCGAACUCAGGUCAGACUUUUACAAACGAGAUGGCAAUGAUCGGUCAAAGAACAUGUUGGACGAGAAGGGACCAGACACAUGGAUUGGAGAUGAGUUACACACUCCACUAUGCUCCCUCCAUAUGGUGAUGAACAACACCAGACAGAUGACAAAGAGGUCUGGCUAUUUGUUUACACCGCCUCCCAUCAGGGAGGUGGCCGCGCUAGAGAGAAGAAUCGAUGAGACCUCUGGGAUGAUCCAAAGAUUGAAGAAGCAGUUGGAGAAGACUGCAAAGAAGGUCGCCGCAGCCAAGAAGACAGUCUCAUCCCACAAGAAGGUCGUGGAAGUGUUCAACUCAAAGAAUAGACUCCCACAGGAGGAUGCCAACUCAAUCAACAACCUGGCUGUUGAGCAGGUGCAAUCGAAUGGCAAGCACAAGUGGAUGUUUGGCGGUCUCAUCGUGACACAGGCGUAUGCUAAUAGUAGGCGUUUGGUCAAGACUCACUCCCACAAGAUAGAACAUUUGGUGGGUUUCGUCGAUAGCACCCAACAGGAGAUUGAUCGUCUGGACAUCAUUCUACAACGUGACACCCAGGCCCUCCCCGAGCAAAUCAUGGCCGUCAAUCAAUAUCUGGAUCCGUCUGGUGCUCUUCAGAAUGACACCACCAAGCUUGCUCAACGUUUGAAGAGUGUGCAAGAGGCUGUCCGAGACAAGUUCUUUUCUGCAAUUCGCAAAUGUGGCAUCCAGGUACCCAAGACCGAGUCUGGUGACACCAUUGACAGUGUCUUUGAGAAGCUGACACUCAACUACACAGACACCAUAUCAAUAAUCAACAACUCUGACCACAUAUUUGAUAAUAUGUUACAGUGCCAACAGUUCACCUCGAGACCCGCCCCAGAGGCAGUCGUUCAGAAUGCAGAGGCAAUCGAUCAAGUGCCAGCAGCACCUGCCAAAAGAGGACGUGGUCGUCCUCCCUCUAAGCCAUCCGCUAACCUCACAGCCAAGCCCGACGCCAAGCCCGCAGCCAAGCCCGCAGCCAAACCUGCCGCUCAAAGUACUACAUCUAUAUCCAUUGACAAUUCAACAUCCAUGCCACCAGCCGCACCAACCUUCAAUCAUUCAAUCAAUCAAUCAAUUCAAUCAUCACAUGUAUUAUUAUCCACAACCUCACCCUUGGCACCAUUUGAGACAAGGACGGACUCCAAUAGUCCAAUCAAUCAAUCACUCGAUCAAACGACAAGGACAUCAACAUCGACGACAUCAACAACAUCAACAACAUCAACAACAUCAACAACAUCAACAUCAUCAACAUCUAUAUCCAAUGCGCCGACAGAGCUGAGUGAGACCAAGAGACAAUUCCAUCCAUUGACCAAGACUCAGUCACAAGAUUUGAGGAAGAGGAUUGAGGGUCUACCCUACAGUGUCGCCAAUCUAGAGGUCCAGAAGCUCAAUGUGUUGUGGAAACAAUACACUUUCUUGGUGUUUAUGGCACAGACCAAUCAAUACAGAAUCACUGAGGACCUAUACCUGUCCUACUCCAUCCCAUUU
Messenger RNA from Acytostelium subglobosum LB1, 1731 nucleotides. RefSeq lists its product as hypothetical. Lineage: Eukaryota; Evosea; Eumycetozoa; Acytosteliales; Acytosteliaceae. The annotation marks the transcript as partial. The record is from RefSeq and is a predicted model, not a curated record. The transcript is spliced from 3 exons.